AUGGGCGACACAAGUGCCAAGAAAUCUAACGCCAAAAAAUUCAAAUUAUUUAAAUUAAACGUGUUUGGAAGCCUGAGUAGCCUUCCGAGGGCUUUUCGUAGACGGCAAUCUCAAGAUACAAAUUUAAGCAGUAACGCCAGCUUCGAUAACAUUUUAGAGAAGACUCAGGAUGACCUCACCAGCAUACCCAGGAGCCCUUCCUAUGCUCGGUCUAGUGACAUGUACAGCCACAUGGGAACAAUGCCAAGAUUCAACAAGAAAACUUUCAAAUCCAAGAGGGAGAAGAGCAGGCCAGAUCCACCCCCCAUGAUGUCACAGUCAGUAAGUGACCUGUUAGAUGAUGAAUCCAAUGAAAUUAUAGUGGUUCCAUCUGUGAUGGCGGCCAAGAAAGCAGUAAUGAAAACACAAGGUUCAAACUCAAGUGUAACUAAUGAACAUGAUGUUGAGAACGAUCACAAGAAGGGUAAUCUAAGAUCUGACCCAAUGGACAACCCAAGUAAUCCUCCUUCAAACACUCUCUAUGGUGGCAAGCACGACCCAAAUGACUUGGUGGGGGCAGAGAGUUCCAGAAAACAAAGUCAAGAAUUGGUAGAGAAGAAUGUACAAGAACAUGACACAGUAAACUGCGAUGAAAGGUAA
Molecule: messenger RNA, 639 nt
Organism: Nanorana parkeri
Lineage: Eukaryota; Metazoa; Chordata; Amphibia; Anura; Dicroglossidae
Product: SH2 domain-containing protein 3C-like
Exons: 2
Coding region: 1-639 (212 amino acids)
Source: RefSeq, a predicted model, not a curated record